Messenger RNA from Cooperia oncophora, 351 nucleotides. NCBI's taxonomy places the organism in Eukaryota, Metazoa, Nematoda, Chromadorea, Rhabditida, Trichostrongylidae. The record is from the annotation of a GenBank genome assembly.
AUGGGAGGGAAACGCGCAUCAAGGACAAAGUCAGAGCCAAUGGAUACCCAAAGUUUCCACGUUAAUGAAAUCAAGAUGGAGGAGGAACGUGUACUGAAUACCUAUGACGAUGACUUGGACUACGCGCAGGUGCAAGCAGGACCUUUUGAUGUAAAUAAUUAUUGCAAGCGAAUUGAGGUACAAAUUGUAAACGAUUUGGAAGAUGGUAUGUCACUUGACUUCGAUCUGAUCAAUGUUGAAGCUCCCAUAGCAAAUGCACUACGGAGGGUCUUAUUGGCAGAGGUAGUUAUUAACUUUUUUGCUAUUCCUCAACCUCCUCUAAAGGUGUGGUCUUCCCAGGGCCUGCCCUAG